This is a messenger RNA of Entrophospora candida, 714 nucleotides long. Lineage: Eukaryota; Fungi; Glomeromycota; Glomeromycetes; Entrophosporales; Entrophosporaceae. The record is from the annotation of a GenBank genome assembly.
AUGAAACCUCUAAAUGGAAUGAAUGAAUUUGAGUAUGUGAAAUUAGCGGUAGAAACAGGUUGUCAAUUUUGCAAUAAACAUAAAACAAGAAAAGUUUGUUGGGAAUUUACAGUUAGGGCUUGUAAAGAUUGUAUAAGCAGUAGAACAGUCAGAACUCAUAUUAUAAAAUAUCAGCAAAAUGUUGAAGAUAUCGUUUCAGGUUUGCCUUUUAUUCAAGGUUGGUUUUAUAGGCCAUGGUUUCCUCAUAGUACUAGAUUCAUAUCUUUAUACUGGAAAGAUGAUGUUAUUAGAACCAAUCAUGAAUAUUUGGAAAUGAUAAAAGAUCCGAGUCAAUCGAAAUCAGAAUGGUUUCGUAAAAAGAAAAAUGAGGGUAAAGAAAAGAUGUUAGAAAUCGCUAGAAGAAAUUCAGAUUACAAUACGGCAUUCUUAGAUAAACAAAAAGAAAACGAUAAACUGAGACAAGAAAGAAGUUCAAAAAUCCGAGAGAAAAUUACUGAAUUUACUAAAGAGACAGAUGUAAACGGCAAUCAGAUUAUUGACUUGAAAAUUCUUCAAGAUUGUCCUACAUAUAGGUCCUCGUUAUAUGGUGAUAAGCCUCAAUCACCACGACCAUUCACAGAAAGAGCGUGGAAAAUUAUGAAAAAUAAAUUGUUAAAAGAAUAUAAUGAACUUCAUAAUGAAAAAAAAAAACAAGCCAAAAAAGUGAAAAGAUAG